This is a messenger RNA of Cetraspora pellucida, 176 nucleotides long. The record is from the annotation of a GenBank genome assembly. NCBI's taxonomy places the organism in Eukaryota, Fungi, Glomeromycota, Glomeromycetes, Diversisporales, Gigasporaceae.
AUGAGCAAAUUACAUGCUUUGAUGCUUUAUAAAGAUAGAAUUGAAAAAAUUAAAGAUAAUACAAAUUUUGUGAAUUCUAAUAUCACAUCACCAAUAUUUCAAAAUUCCGAAUUAGAAGAAAAUGAUGAGCUAUAUAAUGAAUUGAAUGAAAAUUUUAUUUCAAAUACUGGAGAAUA